Messenger RNA from Colletotrichum phormii, 1050 nucleotides. RefSeq names its product 2OG-Fe(II) oxygenase. Bases 1 to 1050 code for a protein of 349 amino acids. Gene Ontology annotation, molecular function: 2-oxoglutarate-dependent dioxygenase activity. NCBI's taxonomy places the organism in Eukaryota, Fungi, Ascomycota, Sordariomycetes, Glomerellales, Glomerellaceae. The transcript has 4 exons. The record is from RefSeq and is a predicted model, not a curated record.
AUGACCGCGGCCGCAGCGGCGGCGUCGUCGGCGGCGGCGGCGCUACCAGUCGUUGACCUGCGGUCCUUCGACUCGGUCGAGGACCUGGCGGCCGACCUCAUGCGCGUCGGCAAGGACCCCGGUUUCUUCUACGUUGUUGGACACGAGCUGCGCGACGACGUUGCAGCCGACAUGUUUGCUCUCGCCGAGACUUUCUUCAGCUCACCCCUUGAAGAGAAGUUGGCGUACGCCAACGGCAGCGGCGAUCUGGGUUACACCGGUAUGAGAGAAGAAACGCUUUCUGGAGCAGGGCCGGGCGACGUUAAAGAGUCCUUUUACCUAUCAGACCCCGGUAAAACGACGCAGCUACUUCCAACCGAAUUGGAAUCCCGCCGGGAAACAAUGGCAGCCUUCUUUGCGGGUUGCGAUAGCCUCGCAAAGACUCUUUUGGAAGGACUUGCAGUUGGACUAGGCAUGCCAAGAGAUUUUCUAUCAAAGGCCCAUACUGGCGAAAGUUGGCGUAUGCGUCUCAUAAACUACCCCCCGGUAUCCCAGGUCUCAUCAUCCACAACUUCCUCCUCCACCUCCCCAGACGACGCCCCGACCUCCCACGCGAAGGAUAUCCGAGCGGGCGCCCACUCCGAUUACGGCUCACUCACCCUGCUUUUCCGCCAGCCCUCAGACCAGGGCGGGCUUCAGGUCCUGCGAGGAGGAGGAGGAGACAACAACGCCGCUGCGUGGGCCGACGUCCCCUGCAUACCCGACGCCGUUGUCGUCAACAUAGGCGACGCCCUCGAGUUCUGGACCGCAGGGAGGCUGCGGUCCACGGUGCACAGGGUCGCCUUUCCCAGGUCCGCGAGCGAGAAUGUCGCCAGGUUGAGCAUACCCGUCUUUAUACAGCCUGACCGCCAUGUCGUGUUGGCGCCGAUCAAGGAGGACCGAAAAGAUGACGGCGGCGCGGAUGCCGAGUUUUUGGAGGUUUUGAGGAGAAAGGGGUAUGAGAGUGCCGAGCCUGUUACGAGUCGGGAGCAUUUGGAGCGGCGGAUACGGGCGACGUACGGCAAGGUUUGA